UUAACUUCCUUGUUGCAUGUCUGUGUGUAUUACGCUUAGUUUUUAGGAAAGAAGUCCUUUGUGGAAAUACCAUACCUGGCUGUAAAUCUGAGCUGCUCGUACUUCCGGGUUCCUGUUCAACAAAGAACUUCGUCGACACUGCUGGAACCACAUAAGAUGAUGAACAAUAAAACACCAUGAGGAUAUACAUGACCAUUUAUCCUAACAUCUUGCUGUUCAUUGGAUGGUUAAUUACAAUACGUUUACACAAAGUUCAUAUGUCCGACGUCAUUUAUGAAGUAUUUGAAAACCAAACAAACUGGCAACAGGCAGCAAAUACUUGUUUGAGACUUAAUGGAACAUUGAUUGACUCUUCUGAUUACUGCGAUGUACAAAAUAGGAACACAUUACCAGCCAACAGGUUUUAUUGGACCGGCAAUUUCACUUUCAUGACAAACUGGGUGCAGUUAAAAGGGUGCUUCAAUGUACUUGGUCAAAAUACAGCAGAAAAAUUGUUCCUAUCCGACGAAUUCGACAAAAGUGAGAGACCUCUUGGCUGGUCCUGUUACAUUUAUUGCAACAACGAAUCAUUCUUUGGAAUAAGGGAUGGGUAUUGCCAAUGUUUAUCAAAAGUACCUGCAGAAGACGAAUUAACUCUACAAAACAAGUGUCCAUCUUGCAAUGACUCUUCCAGAUUUCAGUGUGGAAAAGACAAUUACACAGCAGUGUAUGCAAUACCUCAACCGAAUUCAAGAGAGGGAACAAACUUAUGCGCUUCUGUUGAAUGUAUUGUGUCGUCAAAUAAAUCACAGCAUGUAGCACGCCCAUGUAACGAAGCAUUACGCACCAAAUGCACAGGAGGAAAUCAAACAAAAUACUUAUCAUGGGGCGAUGCAAGAAAUGAAUGUGAAGGCAAUGGUACAUAUAUGUUACUACCUCCUGAUAUUAUGUGCCAGAGCCAGGUUUCCCAAACUUGGGGUAACCGACACAGGGAAGUAACAUGGACUACCACAGAAUUAGAACUUCUUUAUCGUAUCCAGAUACACCAAAAGCAUCGACUUUUAAGGUGUUCUUCAAUAAACGGAAACACAAUGAAGAACGACGACUGCAACUCCACCGAGCAUGGAUUUAUUUGUAAAAUAGGAAACUUCACAAAUGAAAAUGCAACCACGUUAUGUAACAUAUCCGAAACGGAACCGGAAACGUCAACACUGUCACUAUCUCGCACAACUACUGGUGAGACUGCAUCUACCGAAUUUUCAAAUAUUGAUCCCACGACAAAUAUAUCAAAUAUGGGCAAGAUAGAGGGAAACAGUACGGCGACAAGCGAUAUGGUGAUGUACAUAGCUAUUGGAGCCGCAGCAGGAGGACUUAUUGUGGUCGUCCUGGUCAUCGUUGUCAUCAUUUGCACGUGCCGGAAUAGGUCAAACAAGAGCAACGCCGACGAAACCGCAGGCGACUAUAAAAAGGAAAUAGACAUUGAUGACGGAGAGAUGAAUCAUAUUACAGCUGCAGAAAGAUACAUCUCAAUUAAGUCAGAACAAGUAUCGGUAAAAUAUACAGUCGAAAAUGGUAAGGCUGCAUCAAAAACGUCAGAACCGGGAAAGAGUUGGGGAGGCGGUUAUGAACAGGUCGUCCUUCCUAAUGAGGAGCCAGACAGUGGGUUUCUCGAUCAGGAUAGUAUUGUUGACCACGUCACACAAACUCAACCCAGUCCAGACAUACACGAGACACCAAAUGCAAUCCAAUAUACAGAAGAGGAAGACGAUUAUGCUGAGGUUGAUAGCGAAUCCGUCACAGAAGAAAAUAUCCCAGAAAUCUGUAUUAAAUCAGCAUCCAUCAAAAAGGCAGAAACUAAUGAUGAGCAGGAGGCAGAAGAUGAUUACGAUCACUUUGGACAGCCGGACCAACGCCAAUCUGUUUCGUCAAAUUAUGAUCAUGUCCAUUUACGAAACUCGAGGAAAUCGAAGAAAGGAAAUAAUCAAGAUGAUUCUGAAGACUAUGACCACAUUCCUGGGGCAGGCGGGAGACAAGAGGAAACCGAAGUAGAUUCCACUUACGACCAUACACAGAUAUUCGGUUUGAGAGAAAGCACAGCCUCGGUGUCGUCGAACUAUGAUCACGUGGUUUUGCUGAAGAAUCAGUGCGGUCAGGAAGACGCUUUAAAUCGAAUAUCUGAUGAUUAUGAUCACACUAAUAAUGUUAGUAAAGUAAAGGUCGCUGACGGAGAUAGGGAUAGUAAUUACACACAGGUCAUAUUGCCAGAUUCACCCUGAUCUACUCUAGUGCUGAAGUAUGUCCCGGAAAAUAAACUGGCAAACGGCAGCCAACGCAUGUAUUAGCAUCCAUGAGGGUGAAACAAACAGCUGGAAUAUUAAUCAGUCAGUAUAGCAUGCAGGUGACCUGCGUUCGGCAGAUUAAAUCAAGGUGAAAGAAAACUUUUGUGGCAGUGAUUACACUGUCAUUUUAUAAUUUAAAAUUACGUAAAAUUUCACAGACCUUACAAACUCAAAACCCGCAUGAAUGCGAAGAUUAUACCGCUCGAAGUUGUAGACAAUACUCUAUGGAUACUCAAUAAGUUGUUUCAUGCAAGUGUAUUAGACUAUCAGAACAUAAAAUCACAUGAGUAUAUCACAGCGAACUAUAAAUCAAAUAAGUAUUAUGUUCAAGAAAGCUAAACUGAUCAGAAGACAAUUUGAGCACUCGUAACCAUUACACAUCGAGUAAGACGAUCUAGUGUCUGUAUCGUACGCAUAUGUGACGACAGCGCAAAACAAAAUAACGACCCAUUUGUUACGUUAAGACAAAAGAGCAAAAUAACAUUACGACCCAUUUGUUAUGUUAAGACAACAGAGCAAAAUAACAUAACGACACAUUUGCUAUGUUAAGACAACAGAGCAAACAUAUAACGACGCAUUUGCUAUGUUCAGACAACAGAGCAAAAUAACAUAACGACACAUUUGUGAUGUUCAGACAAUAGAGCUAUAAACAUAACGACAAGUCUACUAUGUAGAGACAACAGAGAAAAAUAACAUAAAGACACAUUUGUUAUGUUCAGACACGUUUGUUAUGUUAAGUAAGUAUUAUAGACAUCAUGAUUUUAUUUUUGACUAAUGUCAUCAGGCACGUAAGUGUCGAAUGUAUGACAUAUGGAUUGUGAUUAUAAUGUUAAUGGUAUAACCGUGUUGUUAGCUAUUUCCUACAUGUAGUUAAACGAAUCGAUAAGAUAAUGACAUUCUUUACAGUCCAUAUUCCCUUGCUAGUCGUUUAAGUUAAAGUUUCAAAAUGACAUUUGUUUUAGAAAUACCUGAGAAUUUGAUAUUAUAAUGCGUUUCAUUUCUUCGUGUCUUUUUCAUACAUUUAUAAUAUCAGUGAAUUUCAAUAUUAUCAAAUAUUCUAUAUCAGAGAUUUGUUACUUGUUUUGUACGCUUUUAUCUCAUUUGGAACUCAUUCAGCUUUCGUGAUCAUACCCAAUGCAAUUUACAUGUGGGAAUUGAUUUUGAAAAAAACACCAUCAACCUACUUUAAUAUUGAAAAAGUAUCAAUAGCUGCUGCAAAUGUAUUCAGGUGGAUUUUUAAAAUGAAUUGCAGGCAUGCUAUUUGCAUUUUACAAGAAUGAAAUGUUUCGGAUAAAGCUUUGCCGGGCUAGUGUCAAAUGACUAAUUUGGAUCAGGUUAAAAUGAACCAUAGCUGACACGAAAUCUGCAUUGGGUACCUUACUAAAUAUAGAUUAAAUAAGACUGACCAUACAUCAAACAAUCAGCCGUAAAUUUAUUAAUAAAAGCAUUAGCUUAAAUCAAAAUGAGUAUUGAAAAACAAUUUUAGGAAUCCAUACAUUUAACGCUCAAUUAUUUACUUUAUUUUGUAGAGAAAAGUUUAACUUUAUGAUUGUUAUCUAUUUCUUUAGUAAAUGAAAGUUAAUAGCACAGUAUAUGACCUUAGUAAGAAUAGCAUUAAGUACUACAUUAAUAUUUGUACAGAAAAUGAGAUUUUCUUCAAUUCAUUUUUGUAAAAAAAUAAAAUAAGCUGAUGUUACGCUUUUACAGACUGCCUAUUUUUAGAUAUGCCAUUUUUUCUGCUGUGCCUAAUAUCAUCUUACGAUUUUUAUUUGUACCUUAAAAAAACAAUAUUUGUAUGUGAAUUAGAGGUCUUAAUAUUAAUUAAUCUUCUAAGUGAGAUAUACUAGCACUUCACACUACACCAUAAUACUUGAGAUAUUUAAUUAUAUAUAUUAUACACUUAUGAUACGAUAUAUUAUAAGAUAUGAAAUAUAUAAGAUAUAUCUUAAAUGGAGAGAUUUCUGACAUAUUUAAUGAGAUAUCUUUUUUGCAAAUAGCCACCGGGAUUGCUUACCAUUUGGCAUGGUCACAUCGGAAUGGUUAAAGUUGGAAUGAACUAUGUAACAGUACACCAGAAAAUAUAAUCAGGUUACGUGUGUUCUGUGUAUCUUUGUCCGAUGUUAAAGGAGCUAAUGGUACUUGGAUUAUCACCAGGAUUAAGUUGCGCAAACUAUCUUCACUUUGUCUGUAUCAUAGGUUAAUGAGACUUGUAUGAUUAUUUGUUCCAUUCCAUAGAAUAUUACUUCUUAUACAUGUGUAUUGUUUUACAUAUGUAUGCCCUGCCUUUAUUCGUAUGUACUCCAUUGAUAUAAUAGAAAUGUUAAUCCAUUUGUGUUAGUAUCAAUAUCAUGUUUUGUUUUUACUAGUUUUUUUUGUUUUUUUUACAGAUAUAAGAUAUAGAACAUGACAUUUUUAAUUAAUUUAUUAUUUAUAUAUAUCUUUUGUAUCUAAAAUCUACUUUAAGUUGAGUAUUGUUUUAUUAUGUAAUUUCAAAUGCUAUGAGCUUUAAUCAAACUAGGUUCAACCACUAUUCAAAUGAUAAAUGACCAUGUUAAAACGGGCAAAUAGAAACGGAUAUAUUUGUGUUAAAAGCUAAGCAUCCCCAUGAUAAUGACUAUUAUUUCAAACAUGAGCGAUCCGAGUAUUGUAAAUUGGAGAAGAAAAAAAUAAUGUCAAGAUUUGACUACAGUAUAUAAUCCCGAAAAUGGAUUUUUUCUAUAAUUCCACUAACAUUAAAGACCUUCUUUUAUACAAGUGCACUGUCCAUGAGUAUAUAAAAUAAAUAGGUUUUAAAUAUGAUGAGAAAGACUAAUUAUAAGUACGUUAGUUCUUGUCAAAUGUCUUUUGUUAUUGUACAUGUAAUUGACAUGAAUAAGAUAUGGUUUAAACUAAACUAAAUAAUGUUUUUUAAGCGGAUCACGAAAUCACUAAACAUGCCUGUUACGAGAAGUUUUUGUAAAUAUAUUAUACAUAUGUAUUUAAAAAAAGUAGAUUUGAGGAUUGUUAAUGUAUAUGUAGCUGCUUAAUUGCUUACAGGGCAAGUACACACCCAAAUAAAUAUUUGAAUGUUUACAAUUGUGAGAAGACAUGGUAGGUGGGAGUGUUAACGUCAUGUUGUUCUCAAGUCCGAGGGCCUGAAAAUUGUUGUAUCUUUGCCCUGACGAGCCAUAAUUGGCGAAACUGGUCGGCAAGUAAUCAAGUAUUUUACCUAAUAAUUGUGUGAAGCUGGUUAAUGUUGAGAUCACCAUUUAGUGAACACCCUGCAUACCAAUCAGUGUCCAUUUAGUGGACACUCUACAUACCAAUCAGUAUCCAUUUAGUGGACACCCUGCAUACCAAUCAGUGUCCAUUUAGUGGACACCCUGCAUACCAAUCAGUGUCCAUUUAGUGGACACUCUACAUACCAAUCAGUGUCCAUUUAGUGGACACCCUGCAUACCGAUCAGUGUCCAUUUAGUGGACACUCUACAUACCAGUCAGUAUCCAUUUCCCAGCGAGCACACUACUUAAGGACUCAACCUGCAUUUCUUCUCCCCUUAAUUGUGAAGACAGAGAUCAAAUGUGUUUGUUAUUGAUUAGUGAUCUAGUUAAUACAAUGUAUAUUAGAAACACGGGGAUCAGACACGCUGGCAGUAUCAACAAUAAUACAUAAUAUUGUCAUAAGACAAGAAAUAGAGCAUGUGAGUACGUGUUCGUGUGACUAAAAACGUAUAUACAUUAAAUAGAUAACUACGUCAUUUGUCUGAUUCCGGAGUACAUAAUGCUCUGAUAAUAUUAAAACUGAUAUGUAUUUAAUAUACUAUCAAAUGUGUUACAUGAUGCUAACUAUGUUUUCUGUAAUUUAUAAUAAAUAAUAUAUAGUCGGUAGGUUUAACUACUCGUUGUAAUGAUAGCUGUGCGGAUGUGAAUAAAGAGGUGCUUCUU
Mizuhopecten yessoensis (Yesso scallop) is the source of this 6241-nucleotide messenger RNA. RefSeq lists its product as uncharacterized. The coding region runs from base 177 to 2255 and encodes 692 amino acids. NCBI's taxonomy places the organism in Eukaryota, Metazoa, Mollusca, Bivalvia, Pectinida, Pectinidae. The transcript is spliced from 11 exons. The record is from RefSeq and is a predicted model, not a curated record.